Messenger RNA from Conger conger (European conger), 4795 nucleotides. RefSeq names its product beta-secretase 2 (gene bace2). Gene Ontology annotation, cellular component: endosome; membrane; trans-Golgi network. Gene Ontology annotation, molecular function: aspartic-type endopeptidase activity. The record is from RefSeq and is a predicted model, not a curated record. The transcript has 9 exons. Gene Ontology annotation, biological process: amyloid-beta metabolic process; membrane protein ectodomain proteolysis. Bases 207 to 1745 code for a protein of 512 amino acids. Lineage: Eukaryota; Metazoa; Chordata; Actinopteri; Anguilliformes; Congridae.
AUAAAAAAACUUUUGCAGAGUUAUCUGAAGGUAUGUAGUUGUUCAGUAAGACCUGCCGCCGAUGCCUGUUCGACGGGUAGUGCACGGUGGGACUUGGAAUGGGAAAGUUUAAAACAAGGGGAUAUAUUGUGAUCCAGAGCUCCGAAUUGCUCUUCUGGAUUUAGCUAGUUAACUGGAAUUUGCCGUCUGCUUUUAGAACGUUCGCAAUGAAAAACAGUUAUGAGAUGAGGCUCGUUUUAUGGGCAUUCUGGCUUUAUUCAUGCACCGGAACGUCAAAUACCCUAUUUACAAUUCCCCUCAAGAUUUUUGUUGGGAAGUUCAAUUCUUCUGUGAAUUUAGACUUAAGCCAUUUGAAACGAACCGAAACGUCCGACAGCGGGCUUUCUCUGGCUUCUGACCCAACUGGACUUGUAAAUUUUUUGGACAUGGUCGAUAAUUUAAAAGGAGAUGCAGGUCGAGGAUAUUACCUGGAGAUGUUGCUUGGGGCUCCUGGUCAAAAGAUGAAUAUCCUGGUGGACACAGGUAGCAGUAACUUUGCUGUGGCGGCCGCACCUCAUCCGUACAUCACACACUACUUCAACAGAGCUCUCUCCAGCACAUACUCCUCCACCGGCAGGGCCGUGGCGGUGCGGUACACGCAGGGCAGCUGGGCGGGAGAGCUGGGGCAGGAUGUCCUCUCCAUCCCCCAGGUCCCCAUCGGCACCAUCACCAUCAACAUCGCCUCCAUCCUCACCUCCGACGGCUUCUUCCUGCCCGGGGUCAACUGGCAGGGCAUUCUGGGACUGGCCUACUCCACACUAGCACGGCCGGACAGCUCGGUGGAGCCCUUCUUCUCCUCGGUGGUGCGGGAGACAGGACUGCCCGACGUCUUCUCCCUGCAGAUGUGCGGGGCGGGGCUCUCCGCCGGGGGGGGUGGGGCGGACCCAGCCGGGGGGAGUCUGAUUCUGGGUGGAAUCGAACCAUCUCUGUACAAGGGGUCGAUUUGGUACACCCCUAUAAAAGAGGAGUGGUACUACCAAGUGGAGAUCCUGAAACUGGAGGUGGGAAACCAGAAUCUGAACCUGGAUUGUAAGGAGUACAAUGCUGACAAGGCCAUUGUGGACAGCGGGACCACCCUACUGAGGCUGCCACAGAACGUCUUCUCCGCCGUGGUGGAGGCCAUCGCUCAGACCUCACUGAUCCAGGACUUCUCCGAGGGCUUCUGGUUGGGCACAAAGCUUGCCUGCUGGCUGAAGGGCGAGACGCCUUGGAGGCUAUUUCCCAAGCUCUCCAUCUACCUGCGCGCCACCAACGCCAGCCAGUCCUUCCGCAUCUCCAUCCUGCCCCAGCUGUACAUCCAGCCAAUCACAGACAUCGAUGACGGCCUGGACUGCUACCGCUUCGGCGUGUCGUCUUCGGCGAACGGGCUGGUGAUCGGCGCCACCGUGAUGGAGGGCUUCUACGUCAUAUUCGACCGCGCCAACAAGAGGGUGGGCUUCGCCGUUAGCACCUGUGCAGAGAGCGGUGGGUCAGCCCUGGCGGAGGUGGCGGGCCCGUUCGGGGCGGUGGGCGUAGGCUCGGACUGCGCGGGCGGGGCCCUGCUGCGGGAGCCCUGGCUGUGGGCGGUGUCCUACGCCCUGAUGGCCACCUGUGCCCUGGUGCUGCUGCUGCUGCUGCUGCUGCUGCUGCUGCCCUGCCGCUGCCACGGCAACCUGCCCGCCCAGCUCACCGACCAAUCCUCCCUCAUCCGCAACCGCAUCAAAUAGACUGCACCAAACACUGCGCUCCCAUUGGAUCAUUCCUAACGGGCGCGUCUCUCCUUCCACACAGGCACAGAGCCCCUGCUUCUGGCCUAAAGCAGAUGACCACAGAAGCAGCUGCAGUCAUCACUAGAAUAUGUCAUUCCUGCUACACUCAACCACAUCCCCCUUUACUCUCAAACCAGUAAACCUGUACACCAGUCACAUUUGGUCAACAGCUACACAGGGUAAUUGUUUUAUGUGCUCAAAUAUUUUUUGUUUUUUUUAAAUAUAAAAUGAUCCAAAUUAUGUUUCUCAGUGACAUUUAUAUCAGGUUUCUGUCAGUAAACACUAAUUUAUGACCAAUCAGGGUCAGGUUUACACAACCUCGUCCUCCAUUUUAUGGAGUGAGGUGUUCAUGCUGGAGGCUGCUACUGUGUCACUCUGUGCCUUCAGUCUCAUUGUCUUUGAAUGCUGGAAUAGCCUUGAUAGACCAUUCCUAUUGCUUUACCUAAUUGUAUUAUGAUGAUUAUGCAAUAUGUAUUUACACAAAGCACAGCAAAAUCACCUCUGUUGUUUUUUGUAAUUUAUGUAUGUGAGCAGUAUAAUAGUUUUUUUAGUUGAGCACUAAUGAAAUCUCUUGCACUACUACGAGACAUAACACCAAGCCGCUAGGCUGUAGGAAGGACACAUUGCACUUGUCAAGGAAAGGAGGGGGGGGGGGGUGGAAACUGUGGUUUCCACUUUAAAAUGUAAUAUUGGAGGUCACUAAUGUUCAUAUUUUGUUAACUACUCCCAAAUGAGAAAGAACAACAGACUUGUUUGCAUUGCUUUACAAAUGUCCGCACAGGAAAAGGUCAUUUUGUUUUGUUGUUUGUAUAUUGUUUCAGGAGAUGGAAAUUGCAUUACCAAUGCAUAGAGGUGAUUGUAAGCCAUUGCAUGUCUUUUGAUCAGUGAUCAGUGUUUACACCAGUGUCUCUCAGUCUUACCGUUGCAUUCUGGGAGUUGGGAGUACAGACACAUGACCAUGGAACUUUACGUUGCAGAGUCACUAUGGCAACGGUGACCGUGGAGACGCAGUGACACCUCACCACAAAUGUGUGCGUGAGAGUGAGAGAGUGAGUGUGUGUGCGAGUGCGUGUAGCGUGUGAGAGUGAGUGAGAGUGAGUGUGUGUGAGUGUGUGCGAGUGAGUGUGUGUGAGUGAGUGUGUGAGUGUUCGAGUGCGCGUGAGUGUGUGUGAGUGCGUGUGUGCGUGAGAGAGAGUGUGUGCAUGUGCGUGUGCCUGUGCGUGUGCGUGUGCUUGUAUGUGAGAGUGCGCGAGCAUGCGUGGCUCAUCCGGGCUGAUGGGAAGGCAGCCUCCUCCCCAGCUACAGGUCCUCUCCCACUCCCUACACUAAACCGUCUGCGCCCUGUUUACACCUGGGGUGUCUGGAACCACUGCACUGUGGGACCCUGAGCAAGACACCUAACCCCCAAUCGCUCCUGACCAGCUGGUUGGUGCCUUGCAUGGCAGCCAAAUGCUGUUGGUGUGUGUGUGUGUGGGUGAAUGAGAAGCAUCAACUGUACAAUGAUGAAUAAAAUACAAAUGAAUUCAUCCAAAUAUAAAUGCCAUUUAUAACCAUUUAGCAUGAAAUACUGUAGGUCAGUCCCCUGUUACUGUAGGUAUCUGGGCUGACGUUCCCUGUGGACCGGUGUGGAUGUUUUGAUGCCUGAAAUGCUGAUGGGAAAGAUUUUGAUGGGACCAUUUUCUCAGUACUUCCAAAUCCAGCACCGGUCAUUCCAACAGAGAUGGACUUUUGUAAAUGGGAACAUAUGCAAGGUGUGCUUUAUUAAUGUGCUGAAGAUGGGGCUGAUUUUAUUCUCAUUUGGUUAUUCCCUAUAAUGUAAGGAUGUGAUCUCAAAUGGUCAAACGGUGAUUGUACAAUUCCCUAUUGUGUCGUUGGUUUUCAUGGGUGACCAUCAUAGCAACGCUGCCAUGUCCUAUGAAGUUCUGUAUCUACUGUUCCUUUUCUGAGUCUACUGUACCAUAAUCUAGCAUUGGAACCCCAGUGCCAUAAAUGUAAACGGCAUGUAACCUCAGCCCAUAUUAAUGAACUGUCAAGACAAUAUAUUGACAAAUAUACAAAUUACAGAGGCUAUCGCCUUUUCACGCACACACACACACACACACAGGCACACAGGCACAUAGGCGCACAUUUUGAACACUGCUAUGAAAUAUUUGCAGUUAUAUUUUUUUAACAUUCCCACCAGUAUAAUGUUGUGUAUCGUCUGUGGGGAGGGGACCUGACUCACACUGAUGCACUGGAAUAGGCUUUGCUUUCAUUCCCUUCCAUCUGCAGCUGCAGACCUGUGAAUUGUAAGGUUCUAACUGAUAUUUUUCACAAAAAUGAGUUGGUGUCAUAAAUAAGGGCCCUUUGAUAGGAUUUUCAUAUUGUACUUUUAGGGUGUCUGACAUUUUGAUCUAUGAAGAACUUGCCCCGCAUUUCAGAUUUGCUGUCUCAGGAUCUGAAGCUCAGUGUCUGAAAACCACUAGAACCUUAUCAUUUCAAGGUCAGAGUUAUAGAAUUACACACACAAAGGGCCAAAUCCAGCCCUGACAGUGCGGUUUAUCUCUUGCAGCUGAGGGGCGGGCCGGUUCUGAUCCGAGGCCGGUCCAGGUUUGUGCCGUUUACAGCCUUAUGAUGCUCUGAGUUCAAACGAAUGAGAUCAAAAUAUCUUUUGUAAAAAUAUCGUACUAAUGACAAGUUUCCUUUAACAUUUCGCAAGUUGUGAUUUUUUUGUUUGUAAUCAGUGCCAAAAAUGGAUUGUAAAUUAUUUAAUACAUGAGUCAAAUAAUAAAGCGAUGAUUACCUAUUUCACCUGUACGUUUUUCAAGUUUCUCGUAAAUUGUCAUGUCUGUCCGAUAUGGCACAGCCCAGAGCUUCAGUCUCUCAGUCCAACAGUCUGUACAUUAUAGUUUUUAUAUAUAUUCAUGCAUUUUCCAACAGCACAGUGAUUUACUUUUACCUUGCAAUAAAAAUUGUUCAAUUAAAUUAUUAAAGGCAGUUAUUUUGAAUAAAAACAGGUGAUCAUAGAA